Chlamydomonas reinhardtii is the source of this 1051-nucleotide messenger RNA. RefSeq lists its product as uncharacterized. NCBI's taxonomy places the organism in Eukaryota, Viridiplantae, Chlorophyta, Chlorophyceae, Chlamydomonadales, Chlamydomonadaceae. The record is from RefSeq and is a predicted model, not a curated record. The coding region runs from base 206 to 628 and encodes 140 amino acids. The transcript has 5 exons.
UAAACACCACAAGCAUGCAUGCACGAUACCAUCCUCUGCAAAGCGCAUAACUGAAAGGAUCGCCAAGUUGGUGUCUUCGGGAGAAAUUUUAUCACUCGACAGCUACACUUGAGCGCUAGGCACACCUUGGUCAUAAACACCCUGACCAAAAUAGUAAAAAUAAAGCCUGCCUGCACUCUAUCCUGGCAAAAUGAGGAAAAGGACGAUGGCCCUGUUCGGGGGCUUUUUUGUCACUCUCGUCGUGCUGAUAGGCUACUUCCAAUACCACCAACAUCAACUGCUUAGCGUGGCGGGAGGGAGCAUGAGCAUGGAGACUAAAAAACACUUCUGGUCUCUUGGCAUCGAUUGUCAGGAGGUAUACGAGGUGCAAGGCUACGAGUCUCCAGAGUCGCUGUACAAGAUGUUCUCGCUCACACAGCACCAGUUUUAUCAGCUCAACCCAGGGAUUGGCAUGGCUGUCAAGCAGGGCGACAAUAUCUGUGUCAAGGGGCUCGUGGACGUGAGCGCGCGCGCCUACACCAUGUCCUCCUUUUGGCCGCUGGCCAUAGGCGGCAUCCUAUCAGUCACGGGCAUCGGUGCAGCGGUGUACGCAAAGCACACGGCGUCCGCGGGUGGCCUUCCAAAAUGAGGCUGCGGGAUACUUGUGGCAGUGCCGUACGCUUGCGCUAAUGGGGGGUGGGCGAAGAUUACGCAACGGGGAAUCCGAAGGGCUUGGAACGCACGCUUGUGUGCGGUUCAUGGGGGCGUUCAGUGCGUAAGGCGAGGUCGUCCUGGUAGUCCUGGUGAUGCUAUAACCGAGAGGGUCACCCUGCGGGCAAGGGCAAGCCAAUACACGACCGGUAGUAGCCUUCGGGGGCCACAACGGUAUCCUGGACUAUGGUUCUAGGUUCUUAUGCAAGUAGGUGCAAAUGGUCAAGCGAGUGGUACGAGCUGGCUGUUUGAUGCGGGGCGCACUGAAUAUGGUACCCAUCGUGAGGUGCGCCCUUUUGUAUGAAAAUGAGGACUUGCACUGAAGAAUACAAAAGCUCUGUAAGCCAGGGUGCCGGCGCAA